GCUCUUGCUGCUAGAGAGAAGAAGAAGGAAGAAGAAGAAGAGAUGAACUAUUUCCCAGAUGAAGUGAUAGAGCACGUAUUCGACUUCGUAACGUCUCACAAAGACAGGAACGCGAUAUCGCUGGUGUGCAAAUCGUGGUUCAAGAUCGAGAGAUACAGUAGGCAGAGAGUGUUUAUCGGAAACUGUUACGCCGUUAACCCGGUGAGGUUGCUCCGGCGGUUCCCGUGUCUCAAAUCCUUAACCUUGAAAGGGAAGCCUCAUUUCGCUGAUUUCAAUCUGGUUCCUCACGAGUGGGGCGGCUUCGUGCAGCCUUGGAUCGAGGCCUUAGCGAGGAGCCGCGUGGGGCUUGAGGAGCUGAGGCUGAAGCGGAUGGUUGUGACCGACGAGAGCCUCGAGCUGCUCUCGCGCUCCUUCUCGAGUUUCAAGUCAUUGGUGCUUGUUAGCUGUGAAGGCUUUACCACUGAUGGUCUUGCCUCCAUUGCCGCUAAUUGCAGGCAUCUUCGGGAUCUGGACUUGCAAGAGAAUGAAAUCGAUGAUCACAGAGGUCAAUGGCUGAGCUGUUUCCCAGACACUUGCACGACUCUUGUCACAUUGAACUUUGCCUGUCUCGAAGGAGAAACAAAUCUGGUGGCCCUUGAGAGGCUAGUCGCGAGGUCUCCGAACCUAAAGAGUUUGAAGCUAAACCGAGCAGUGCCGCUCGACGCACUCGCGAGGUUGAUGGCGUGUGCGCCGCAGAUAGUUGACUUGGGAGUAGGGUCGUACGAGAACGACCCGGAUUCAGAGUCUUACCUGAAGCUCGAGGCUGCCAUCAAGAAGUGCACCUCGUUAAGGAGUUUGUCGGGGUUUCUAGAGGCUGCUCCUCACUGUCUCUCAGCGUUCCACCCAAUAUGUCAUAACCUCACUUCACUGAAUCUUAGUUACGCAGCCGAGAUCAAUGGCAGCCACCUCAUUAAGCUUAUUCAGCACUGUAAAAAACUCCAGCGGUUAUGGAUAUUGGAUAGUAUAGGUGACAAAGGGCUUGUAGUGGUAGCUUCUACAUGUAAAGAGUUGCAAGAGCUUAGGGUUUUUCCGUCUGAUUUGCUCGGUGUAGGCAACACAGCUGUGACCGAAGAAGGUCUAGUCGCCAUCUCCGCAGGUUGCCCUAAGCUUCACUCGAUUCUCUACUUCUGCCAGCAGAUGACAAACGCAGCGCUCAUAACCGUUGCCAAGAACUGUCCCAAUUUCGUCCGGUUCAGGCUCUGCAUCCUGGAGCCUAACAAACCCGACCACCUGACUUCUCAGCCUCUAGACGAAGGCUUCGGAGCAAUCGUGCAAGCCUGCAAGAACCUGAGACGGCUCUCGCUCUCGGGUCUCCUCACAGACCAAAUCUUCCUAUACAUUGGGAUGUUCGCGACUGAGCUGGAGAUGCUCUCCAUAGCUUUUGCAGGCGAUACAGACAAAGGCAUGCUGUAUGUUCUGAAUGGUUGCAAAAAGAUGAGGAAGCUAGAGAUUCGGGAUAGUCCGUUUGGGGACACGGCGCUUCUUGCUGAUGUGAACAAGUACGAGACAAUGCGAUCCCUUUGGAUGUCUUCGUGUGAAGUCACGCUCGGGGGAUGCAAGAGGCUCGCACAGAAAGCGCCGUGGCUCAAUGUAGAGAUCAUUGACGAGAACGAUAAUAACCGGAUGGAGCAGAACGGGCACGAGGAAAGUCAGAAGGUGGAUAAAUUGUAUCUGUACCGGACUGUGGUUGGGACAAGGACUGAUGCGCCGCCAUUUGUGUCGAUUCUCUAG
This is a messenger RNA of Thlaspi arvense, 1770 nucleotides long. The record is from the annotation of a GenBank genome assembly. Lineage: Eukaryota; Viridiplantae; Streptophyta; Magnoliopsida; Brassicales; Brassicaceae.